This is a messenger RNA of Pelobates cultripes (western spadefoot toad), 11545 nucleotides long. The record is from the annotation of a GenBank genome assembly. NCBI's taxonomy places the organism in Eukaryota, Metazoa, Chordata, Amphibia, Anura, Pelobatidae.
AUGGACUCUGAAGAUACAAAUCUAGGGCAAGAAGCUACCUCAAGGUCUGGUGAGUCUGAAAAAGUACCAAAUAGAUGGAGACAGGAAAAUCCAGCAGUGGCUGCAAUGAGCAAUUAUGGCAGUCAAGAGGGAGAGAGGCAGCAGCCAGUCAACCCUGAGAGCAUCAGAAACCCCACAUCAGCACAGCAUUUUGGUUCUUUGAAAGCAGUUUCACAGGGUGAAAGUGUGCAGCAUAUCCCAGAUAAGCAAUACGCACAGAAGCGCCAUGGUUCCUAUGGCCAGCGGCAUUCCCUUUCUUUUCCUCAACAUAAUGUCCACCAACAGAGGUUAGUGCACAGCACAAAACCACACCAGAGCCUGGAAGGACAUGCCUACCCAUUUCAUAGUCACUUAUCUGUUGCCUCUGAGGACUUGUUUUUCAGAAUGCAUGGACCUAGUCAAGCAUUCCCCAGAAAGAAAAUUACAGGACUUACAUCUUAUAGCCAAUAUUCCCAAAAGUCUCUUGAACAAUCAGAAGAUACUCAUAAAAAAGAGCAGAAGCCCAAAAAACCUGGCAAAUAUAUAUGUCCGUAUUGUACACGGGCUUGUGCCAAACCUAGUGUACUGAAGAAACACAUCAGGUCUCACACAGGGGAACGUCCAUACCCAUGUGUCCCCUGUGGUUUCUCUUUUAAAACAAAAAGCAAUUUAUACAAGCACAGAAAGUCUCAUGCCCAUGCUAUCAAAGCUGGGCUAGUUCCUUUCACAGAUGCAGCUGUUUCAAAAUUAGAUUUAGAUGCGUCUUGCAUCGAUGUGGAAACAGAAAUACAUUCUGAUGGAGAACAGAGCACUGACACAGAUGAAGAGACAUUGUUGCUGGUUGAAGACUCUGAAAAACUGAGCCAAUCUCCACAAAUUCCUCUGGACAUAAGUGUUCGAAGUGAAGAGUUUUUAGAUCCAGGUUUCCAUGUGUCUUCAGAUGAGUCCUUAAUUGGUCCAAUGAAAGUGCCAAUACUUAUAAUCCCCAAAAGUGGCAUUCAAUUAUCAAGUGAAAGUGCCCAAUUUAUGGCAUCUGAGAUAAUGCUCAAUCAAUCACUGAGUGGUAAAACCGAUGAUUCCCACACAGUUAGACAAAAACUUGCAUUAAGGCUGACUGAAAAGAAAGUGCAAGAUCCAGACAAAACAUUAAAUCUACUGAGCCCCCACAGUAAAGGGAGCACAGAUUCGGGUUACUUUUCUCGCUCUGAAAGUGCUGAACAGCAAGUCAGCCCCCCAAAUACCAAUGCAACAUCAUAUGAGGAAAUUAUAUUUGGCAAAUAUGGCAGACUGAGUCCAAGAUCCUCUGUACCAAGCCAGGAUGCUAACUACCCAAUUGUAAACACUGUUAUUAUGGAGGAACAUAUGUCACAUCUUAUUACAAAGAGGGAAGGCAUCCUAGACUAUGACAAAAUUAGAGGUGUGAAAUACAGAUUGCCUGGAAUCCAUGGUCCUGAAAUACAUAAAUCUCAUCUUAUGACAGAACCUGUUGAAAUUGAAGCUAAGCUUUAUCAAGAAAUUCAGCAUGGCCAGACGGCAGUGCUUUUAGCAACACCUGGGGACAGCUCACCACUUAUAAGAAGCAACUCCAUGCCAACAUCCUCUGGAACUAAUUUAAGCAUUCCCCCUUCGAUAAGAGGAAGUCAUUCAUUUGAUGAGUGUAUGACUGGCUCAGAUGAUGUAUUUUAUCCAGGGACAGGGGGCAUCCCACAUCCACGCCCUUUAAGACGGCAAGAAGCUUUUGAACUGCCUUCAGUCAUGCAGGGUCAUUCUGAUUUUGAUACUUAUGGGAGGGCAUCCAAGAAUGCAGCUGCUGCUUACAACAGGAAAGGCAUGCAUGAAAAGUCUUUAUCUAAAGAAAAGAAAAUGGAAAGGUUAAUGUAUGAAUGUAAUGUCUCAGGUGUGCACCAUAAAAGAUGGGAGGAAUUUGAAAGUCACAAACAAGGAUACAGAGAUAUGCAGCAAAUUGGUGGAAUCAAACAGGUUGGAGAUUACUUUACUGAUGUUACAGGACCUAUAGUCUCUCGUUUUGGAACAGUCGCUGAAAACCGAAAGCGCAGAAAGGAAAAAAGUGUUGGAGAUGAGGAGGAUAGUCCAAUGCCUUGCAGUGGAAUUGGUAGUCCACUCAUAUCAGAUUAUGAUACAAAAAAUGAUGUUUCAAGGAGCAGGUUUGUUGAUUCAGGGCAAGAAUACCCAUAUGGAACGCAAGUGGAACGUUUUGAUAUGUGUAGAUCACAUGUACAGCCUGGUAGUCCUGUUUCUAUAUUAGAUGAAUCCUCUUCUGGUACUGAUCCAGAAAAAAUGACAGAAAUAAUCAGUAGAAAACCCCCUGGUAAUGUCAUCUCUGUAAUUCAGCACACUAAUUCUCUGAGCAGACCAAACUCUUUUGAAAGGUCUGAGUCUACGGAACUUCUAACGUGCAAUCAAGAUAAGGCUUGUUCACCUUCUGAGGCUUCUGAUAGUGGGAAUACAAUGUCUUCAAUGAGUCCAGACUGGACACAGCAAACUGAAAAUCCUGAAGUUACAGGCCGGCCAUCUCCAUCUCAGCUCUCACAACAGUCAGUAUAUCACAUGCCUCCUAGAUUGGUCCGCCAGCAUAAUAUCACAGUACCUGAGAUUCGUGUGACAGAGGAGCCAGACAAGCCAGAGAAGGAAGUAGAAAUUCCAGUUAAAGAACCUGAAAAGACAACUGAAGAAUUUCAGUGGCCUCAGAGAAGUGAAACCCUUUCUCAACUCCCUGCUGAGAAACUGCCACCAAAAAAGAAGCGUCUACGUCUGGCAGACAUGGAUAACUCAUCUGGUGAAUCAAGCUUUGAGUCGACAGGCACAAGUCUCUCCCGAAGCCCAAGUCAGGAGAGUAACUUAUCUCAUAGUUCAAGUUUGUCAAUGUCAUUUGAGAGGGAAGAACUCAUGAAAUCUGCAACUCCUACGAAACAAGAUGAAAUAGGAAGGCAUGCAGAAUUUUUAACAGUUCCUCCUGGUUCCUAUUCUCUCUCUGUGCCAGGCCACCAUCAAAAAGAAAUGAGGCGCUCCUCUUCAGAACAAAUACCAUGCCCUAUACUAACUGAAAUCCCUGAGAUUCGUAGUAAAUCUUUUGACUACGGUAACCUUGCCCAUGCUUCAGGGGCUGGGGCAACCACUACAACUUUAUCCCCAGCCCGUGAGAGGAAAAAAUGUUUUCUUGUACGACAAGCUUCUUUUAGUGGUUUUCCUGAAAAUGCACAGACAGAACAAGAACUUGGUAAUCAAGAAUCAGCAGAUCAGCAGCACACUUCUCGCAAGUCUCCACAGACAGGUUGGCAUCAUUCACCUUCAACGUCAUUAUCAGGCUCGACAGGACAUUCUACUGAAGAUUCUGGAAACGUACUUGUUGGAAUUUCUGGACAACCUAUGAGUACCUCACCCCACUUUUCACAGCAGCCCAUUAGUAGCCAUGAUGCAUUAAGACAUUCUUUUGCCCCUCAAUCUUCAUAUAUCCCCAAAAGACAUACAUCUAAACAGCAACAUGCAUUUUCACAUCCUGAGAAGAUUUUGUACCCUCCCGUUCACAAUGCAUUUCAAUUACCUUAUACCUCUGUGUGUAUGUCUCACAUACCAUCCCACCACCCACUUUUGUGGCCCACUUGUAUAGAUCCUUUACAGAGACAUUUCCAACAAAAUUUGCAUCAGAUAAAAUCAUAUUUCAAACCACCUAUCCAAUCAGAGUCACACCCUUCAUUUUAUUUUGAAUCUACUCAGGAGCAUACUGGUUGUAAGCCAAUAAAUUACAUCCAUGGGAUGGAAACAAUCUACCAGCCAUAUUUAGAACCAUCCACACAAAAAUCAAAAGCUAUGCUUGGAAAACUACAGAGAGACCACAGUGGAGGCUCAAGUGAUUCCACGUCUGAUCAGCACCUUCAGAUAGUUUCUGCUUCCCCUGAUAUUGGUUCUAUUCAGCCUAUUCCAGGAGCUAUUGUCCCUGUCAGAAUUCAGACUAAUGUGCCAUCGUAUGGAAGUGUAAUGUAUACUAGCAUUUCACAAAUUGCUGUAACACAUGCACAAACUAAAAACUCAACACUUGUAAUAUGCAGAGUGGAUGGGAGUACAUCACAGAGGAUACUGGCAACAACAGCAUCUAUGAAAGAUUUGGGAUUCAACAUAGCCAAGAUGUUAGCACCCUGCAAAGACAUAGAACAAUAUCCCCUGUGGAAAGUGCCACAGACAUUACCACUUGGUUUGGAAUCUGAAAUUCCUCUGUGUUUAACUUCCAACUCUGAGAGUGCUUCCACUUUUGGAGGUGGAAAACGCAUGCUUUCUCCAGCGAGCAGUUUGGAACUUUUCAUUGAAACCAAACAGCAAAAGCGAGUCAAAGAGGAAAAGAUGUAUGGGCAGAUUGUUAAGGAACUGAGUGCUGUUGAACUUACAAAUUCUGACAUUAAAAAGAACCUGCCACGGACAUCCAAACCUCAGUUGGUUAGGCAAGGUCAUACUACUGAGCAAAAGGACAGUCUCUCUUCAGCAACAGAAUCACCGCCACCUGCAGCAUCAGUUUCUACUGUUGUAGACAAAGAAUUACCUGAAUGUAAGAACAGUGAUAGCCCAGAAGGUCGAAUGUCACCUGAUGAGUUCUACAAUGAGGAGACAUCAUCAGAUAUGAGUUUAAGCCCUGAGAGGACACCAAGUGAAUUUAUUGAGGAUGAGCCAUUGAAAAGUCAGAAGCCAUCUGCUGGUAUAUUUGUUCAAAUGUCUGAUAGUUCCAGUGGAAUAGGGGGAUCUUCAAGGAGUCUUCUAAAAGAUGGGGCAGAAUUUCAACAGAUUCUUCAAUUUCCUAGCCUACGUACUACAACAACAGUUAGCUGGUGCUUUCUAAAUUAUGCAAAACCAAGCCACACAGAGCAAGCAUCCCUCAAGUCAUCUGUUUAUGCUUCAUGGUGUAUCAGCUCAUGCAAUCCUAAUCCUUCUGGACUUAAUACAAGAACUUCUUUAGCACUUCUAAGAUCGAAGCAGAAGAAUACAGUGGAAAUAUAUACAAUGGCAGCAAUGCAUAGAUCUGGAGCUGGCAAGUUAACAUCAUCAAGUGUAUGGAAGCUGCAGUUUGCACAGGUAAUAUAUAGAAAAUAUGUACUAAUGAUAAUUAUUCAGUAACUGCAAAUUCUAGCUUUUCUUUCUCAGGGAUUAUAACCUUGGGUGAUAUUACUCUUGAAAUAAUCCUUAAACCUGGAUGAUGUCACUCUUGAGAUACUCAUUCACUCAAAAAGAAAGCAACCAACUUGUAGUCUAUCACUGAUUUAUAUGGAUAAUACACUACUGCACUGUUUUCAUUAAUCAGAUUUGAGGAUCAUUUCCUUGUCCACUUUGUAAAAUCACUAAUCUCUGUAAAACAACUAGAUUAGGGUUCUAUACAUACAUAAAGGAAAAUCAAUACCAAAAUACAUUCCUGUGAGGAAAAUCUGCCAAUGCAUUUUAUGAGAUAGCUCUGUGCUUAGUGUUCUAGCUGUAGUAUGCUAAUCACCUGUUUUAAUGUGCAGGUUCGAUUCAAUAGUUAAAGAUUAUAAAGUGAACGAGUACCACACAUAUUCCAAUACGUACUAAAUGUACUCUUUUCAUAUUUAGAUAUCAUUGUAAGAUAUACAGCUCCUGAUAACAAAGAAAAAUCCUGGGUGUCAGAGCUGGAGCCAGUCACCAUGGGCUUUGCUAGAUUACAGAAACACCUGUGGCUAGAGCCCAAAGAAAAAUGUAAUAACCCCUACACUAACAGAGAGUUAAAGAUAGGUCACCAUAUACCCCCAACUUUCUAAGCUAUAUCCCGUUUCUCAGUGAAAGCAUAGCCAGAUACAAGCACACGUAGCAAAGCCAGCAUUAUCAAUGCCUAGGUAACUAAUGUAUACAAAGUUAUGUUCUCCAGCACCUCCACUGACACCCUAAGCAGCCUGGCAAAGCACUAUACUACUGAACUUUCUGUAAUAGGUGGCUGCUUUGAGAAGCAGCAGUCUGACGUAAAAUUGAAGAUUAUGCUAGCGCUAGUGUACUUAUAAUCUUAAUUUUAGUAAUGACAGGAGGCGAGUAUUUUGCAUAUAACUCUCUUUACUAACUCCACAUAGCAGUAAAGAAAAGUGAAAACAUUAACCAAUCAAAAUGCAGUAGGAGGUAUAGUAUUCACAGUGAUGAGGCUCCUCCCCCUCUUUCGAAAGCGACAUCAGAGACAAAUAUUGAAAACGGAUAAAGUCUUGAAACAUAAAGUCUUGAAACAUGCACCAACGGGUGACUUUCCAAAUACGAAGUCCUAGUGGUUGAAGGACGGCCCGAACGUGUCCAUCCUGAGCAUAAGCUGUAAUGUCCCGAAGUUAUGCUGAAAAAGAACGUGGAGAAGGUUAGGUACCGAUCUGGCAACUGUUUGCGGUAAUGUAAUAAACCCAACACAAUUUCCACCGACUGAUGUAAAACUAGAUGAAAACUAGUAUAAAUAUGACAGUAAACAAUAACAAAGAUUUAACUAAACAAGGUACAAGCCUGAGUCAUACAAGAUGAGUAGGAAGAUAGAAGAAGUAAGGAAAUACACAUAGUAAGUAUACUUACUUGGAUCCGUAUCCCCCAAGGGUGCGGAGGGUGGGAAAAUACUCGCCUCCUGUCAUUACUAAAAUUAAGAUUAUAAGUACACUAGCGCUAGCAUAAUCUUCAAUUUUACCACAUGACAGGAGGCUUCAUAUUUUGCAUUUUUAACGCUGAAGCAGGAGAGACGUGGCUGCCCCCGAUUCGGUCGGAAGUAGAAGGUCCGAAAGGUCGAUUCUCGUGACCAAUCUGCAGCUCGUAGGAUGUCUGCCAGGGAUGCGCCUGCGGUGAAAGCCGAAGAAGCUGCCGCCCCGCGGACGGAGUGGGCUCCGAAGGUUUCCUCUACGCCCGCCAGGGACAGAAUCCAUCUUACCCAUCUGGCCAGGGUGGUGGUAGAGACGGGAACGUGUGGUCUAACGUAGGACACCAAGAGUUGGCCCGUAGGGGAGACCCGCAAACGGGAUGUGACCUCUACGUACCGAUGUAGGGUAGAUACCACGCAGAGAAGCGGUUCUGUAGGAAAAAAGGGGUAGAAGACCGAUGUGGAGUCGGAUUUCGUACGGCGUGAAACUUGGAAGGUAACUCCCUCCGGGGAGACCGAAAAGGCAUCGAUGUCGAAAGCUCGUACGUCCGAAACUCUGCGGAAUGAGACCAAACAAAGUAGGAGCGUCAGUUUGGCUGAUAGUUGUCGGAGCGAGAGUCUGUCAUUGUCCGGCCAGUCCCUCAGGAACUGUAGGACGUUUUCGACGUCCCAUAGUCGGGAAUAUUUAGGUUUCGGAGGCCUCUGAAGUCUGAUGCCCCUGAGGAGGCGGCAUAUCAACGGGUCUUUCCCGACGGGGAUCCCCUGGGCCGGAACGUGGGCCGCUGAAAUUGCGGAGCGCACGACGUUGAGGGAUCGAUAAGAUCGGCCCUUGGAGAAGAGAUGAGAGAGAAAAUUCAUGAUGGCUGUUAUAGGUGCAGUAAAGGGAUCGAAAUUCCGCUCACUGCACCAAGUAGACCAGGAGCUCCAUGCCGAUAAGUAACAUCGUCUGGUUCCUGGUGCCCAUGAGUCCCAUAGGAGAUCUCGAGAUGUUUGCGAUAACUCUUCGGUUUGCCAGGCUCCCCUGAAAGCGUCCAAGCCACCAGCGUGAGACGGUCUUCCAGGAUGAGCGGGUGUUGAUUCCCUCUCGGGUCCGUAAGGAGCAUCGGAUAGGACGGUAUGAGGAGGGGAUCUCUGUAGGAUGACGCUAGGAGAUCCGGAAACCAUGGUUGACCCUGCCAUAGGGGUGAGAUGAGGAGCAGGGAUCCGCGUUGGGUCUUCAGGUAUUGCAUCGUCCUGGCUACCAUGGCAAAUGGGGGAAAGGCGUACGCCCCCAAGGGUGGCCAAGGCUGGAGAAACGCAUCUACUGCCUUGCUCUCUGGGUCUGGGAGCCAGCUGAAGUAUUCGUCUGUCUGCCUGUUGUUGCGUGACGCGAAGAGGUCCAGGUGGAGGGGACCCCUCCUGACCGAAAGGCGCUGGAAGAUCGCUGGGUCCAGUCUCCAGUCGCUGCUGUCUCGCCAGUGGCGUGAAAACCAGUCCGCUGUCAGGUUCGUUUCUCCCGGGAGGUAUUCUGCCAUGAGGGAGAUUUUCCGGGGUAGACAAAAGUCGAAAAUUUCCUUCGUGAUCUCUGAGAGGAGCCUGGAUCGGGCUCCUCCCAGGCGAUUGAUGUAGCGGACCGCUGAGAUGUUGUCCAUCCGGAGGAGGAUGCAGCAGUCUGUCCGGUCUCUCGCUAAGCUGCGGAUCGCAAACGACCCCGCUAGGAGUUCUAGGCAGUUUAUGUGAAGGUUGGUUUCUUGGGAAGUCCAAGUGCCUCCUGUUGAUCUGCCCUCGCUUGUGGCGCCCCAGCCCCACAGGCUGGCGUCUGAUUCCAGAACUAUGUCGGGUGCAUUCCCGAAGAUGGCUCGGCCGUUCCAAGCUUCCAUGCUGUCCAACCACCAUCCGAGUUCUUCCCUGACUUCUUCCGUUACCGGAAUGGUUUGGUCGUAGGAAGGGUUCUGACGGAGGAAGGAGGCCUUCAGCCGUUGCAUCGCCCUGUAGUGUAGUGGGCCCGGGAAGAUUGCCUGUAUAGAUGCGGACAGCAGUCCCACGAUUCGAGCCAGGCUGCGGAGUGGGAUGGUGUUGCAGCGGAUGACUCUGCGUAGUUCCUUCUUUAUGGCUGUGAUCUUUGAGAUCGGGAGCCGUAAGGUGCUGGUCUUGGAAUCUAUCUCGAAGCCCAGGAAAUGUAUCGUCUGGGCUGGGAGCAGCUCCGAUUUUUGGUAGUUCACCACGAAGCCUAGGGACGUCAGGAGUUGAAUGGUAUAUCGUGUGUGUUGUGUUAGACUGUACCUGUCUGAGGAAAAUAGUAGCAGGUCGUCCAGGUAGAUAAUGCAACGAAUUCCUUGAGUUCGUAGUUGUGAUACUACCGGCUUGAGGAGCUUGGUGAAGCACCACGGCGCUGAGCUGAGGCCGAAGGGGAGGCAUGUGAACUGCCAGGGUUGGUCUUGCCAUAGGAAUCUGAGAAAUUGGCGGUAAGACCCAUGGACGGGGACCGACAGGUAAGCAUCUUUGAGGUCCAGUCUCGUAAACCAGUCCCUGUCUUGGAGUAGAUCUCUCAGCAGGUGAAUGCCUUCCAUCUUGAAGUGCCUGUACGUUACAAAAGCGUUGAGUCCCUUCAAGUUUAUAACAGGACGGAAUUCUCCUGAUUUCUUUUUUACUAGGAAAAUGUUGCUGAAGAAGCCCUUUCCGUCGUGAGCCGGUUCUAUCGCUCCUUUCGCCUUGAGCUCCCGUAGUUCGCCGUCGACGUAGCCCCGAACUGUCUGGAGGAUCCAUGCGUCCGUGGAGAUGGUCGUCCAGUUCUGAAAAGACAGAGCAAUACGGCCUGCAGUGUAAGGGGUAAGUGAAACUAGAGACACUAGAUUGCUUACCUGUGGGGAAGCGUGCUCUGCCACGGUUACGAGGUCCUCUGCCUCGGUCUGCUCCUCGGGUGUAGGAGAAGGGUUGCCUGAAACCCACUUCCGGGUAGAAAGGCUGUGGUCUGUGUGACCGGGGGCCAGAAGGCCAGAAUCGGCUGGCUGCUCGGCCCCUGUAGCGGCCAGCCCGUCCAAAAACACCCCGACUGGGGUAGCCUCUGAGACGUCUGAGCCUUAUUGAGGGACGUAAAGAUGUUAACAUGCUUGUUCAGCUCUUUUAAGAAAGGUUCUCCGAACAAUUUGCCCUGUGCCAACGGUCCCAACUCUUUGGUGCCCAAAUCCACCAGUUUUCCGUCAAUACGGAGUAAAGCUGCCUUGCGCCUCUCAGAGGAGAGGGCUACGUUGGUGUUACCAACAAAACAGAAGCACCGUUGUGCCCAUUCUCUAAUAUCAUGUGCCCACUCUUUGACCAUGCUAGAGUCAAAUUGAUCGGCCCUAGUGAACGCAUCAUCCGCCAGGUACAAUAUGCGGGAGAGUGGGCCGAUUGAGUCCAGCAGUUUAUCCUGGACCCCGUGGAAUCCUUUCUCCACGCCCCGCCGAGGGUCGCGGCCACCUCGGGACAUAAAGGUGUUCAUCACCUGAUCAAACUCCGGGGUCUGUGUUACGUGGUCGGGGAGCGAGGGGCGCGGGCAUUCAGAGCGUAGACGGUUGCGCACCGUUUUGUCAAGUGGUUUGCGUAGCCAGCGGUGCAUAAAUUUGGAGAGGUGGUCGGGGGGGUCCAGUCUCCAGAGCGUGGAUGGCGGAUAUUACGAGGGUCAAAUAGACGUUGCCCCGUGGGGUCUAGGAUGGUAUCCCCUUCUUGAGCAGGUGCGAGGUCGUCAGGCAACUGGAUGUCGUCCAGGAAGGUGCCUUGUAAGAAGCCAGAAUGGGAGCCGGGGUCUGAGUCCCAAUUGUCAUCAUGCGAAUCAGAGUCCGCGGCUUGCCACUCGUCUAACACGGCCAUAGAGCGCGUGUGUUCGUCCCCCUCAUCCGAGGAGUAGUGGGCAGGAGUAGGUGGGGUUGGUCUGUGGCGUUUGGAGGGUGCCUUACCCUUGCCUGGGGUAUCGCCCGCUUUCUCACCUUUCCAGUGACGUUUGGUGGGGCGUGGAUCCGCCUGUACGUGUGACUCAGAGGCCUCAGAGUCUUCAUCCUGAGGUUGGGUCAGCGUGGCUUUUUUAGAUUUGUCGGUAGAUGCCGACAUAACCCUGGACAGCGCUUUCUCCAUAGAAGCGGAGAUGGCGUCCGCAAUCAUAGACUGGAAGUCUGCAGGGGUUUGGGAUGCUUCCAUAGUGAUUUUGUGUUGGCACAGGGUAGAUGGGCUAGGGGUCAGGUAGUAGAGUAUGGAUUCAGUAAUAAUAAUGACAACACCCCAGCAGGAUGUGUGAUAGCACAGGUACAAUAAGCACCAGAGACCCCAGCAGGGUAAAUUGGGUUUUCUUGCUGGGCCUCACCCAGAAAUGUAUAUGACAGUGAGAGUGGCACGAAAUCCGCUCAAUCUGGUGUUAAGAUGGGGUUGGGAAGCCCCUUACCAUAUACAUAUACAUAGGUGGCACAAAAUCCACCUGAUGGCAGCAGUGAAAUAAGGGCCUCACCCUGUUAGAAUUGUAGGUGGCACAAAAUCCACCCAGUAAAUCAAUAAUAGUGGACUCACCACUCAAUAGGGCCAGCAGCCUCUGAAUCCAAUAAUAAGAAUGCCAGUGACCCCUGCCAGUUGUACUUCUUUGCGGUCUGCAAGCCGUCAGCACAGAACGGUAUAACACACCCCAGACGGCCGGGAUGUGUGUGUGGGUGUCUGGGAACGAGCGGGUUGCGGCGGCGGUCGGCACUGCGCAGUCCGCGGUACUCCCAAAAUGGCGGCCGAGAAUCUCGCGAGACGCGAGAUCCAAGAUGGCCGCCGGGGAGCCGGGAAAGAGGUUUCCCGGCGUGCCGGCGAUCUAGAAAGCGGCUGGGGAGCCGCAAGGGAGUAUUAGGAGCAGGGUGAGCGUUACCCUGAGGGAAAUAAGCUGGGAGGCCAGCGGCAAAAACGGGGGAAAAACGGAGGGAGAAAAAGGGAUGA